This is a messenger RNA of Sipha flava (yellow sugarcane aphid), 1161 nucleotides long. RefSeq lists its product as uncharacterized. Bases 69 to 746 code for a protein of 225 amino acids. The record is from RefSeq and is a predicted model, not a curated record. Lineage: Eukaryota; Metazoa; Arthropoda; Insecta; Hemiptera; Aphididae. The transcript has 3 exons.
GUACAAGUAGUGUUUUAUACCUUUAUAAUAUUUUUUUAUGAAAUAAUUUAUUAUAAAUAUAUCUAAAUAUGUGUUUUUUAUUGAAAAUGUUUCUUUUAAUAAAUCUCUUUAAGUAUUUGAUGGGUGAUCAAAAAUGUCUGUCUUCGGAAACAAAUGUAGAUAAUUGUCAAGAUUGGACAAAAAUGUCUGUACUUGUAGCAAACCUAGUUGGACGGUCUGCCACUGAAGAUAAAGUCGAAACAAAAUCCAACAUGUUAACGCUUUUGUUACGCGUGGCAUCUGGUGUUAUUGGACGUGAAUCUAAUGUUUUUAAAACACUUGUAGUAAACGGAAUGGUUCUUUUGACACGAACGAUUUUGACUGUUUUCAAGUUCAAAACUGCCAAUCAGAGUACCGAUAAAGGUCAAAAGACUAAGUUGUUUCCUAGCGGCCAUCCAAUCGACUGGAUCAUGAGCAAUACCUAUAUAAAAUCGAUGGUGGACGAUGCAACUGACGAAACGUUACUCGAUGGACUUGACCGUUUGGCGUCGGGCAUGCCGUGCGUUCAAUUGCUCGUGUGCCGCGUGUCACCGGUUGUACGCGAUAUGCAGCGCCAGGUGAAGGAACGCUGGAGCGACGGUUUGAACCGGGAAGAAAGUCACUCGUGGAAUGUGUCCGACUGGCAGCAAGUCAAAGCCAACGUAAAACACUGCGCGGAAAAACACUCGGAGUGCGCGAAAACGAUCAAACUAAAUCCGUUUACGUGAUGAUAAAUCAUUAUAGUUAGUGCGGUAUACAUAUAUUAUUGUUAUGAUUAUUGUAUUUAUGUACAUCGCAUUACGAAAUGACGAACGUUAAUUAUACUGCUUAAAUCUUUAUUCUACUGAUGGAGGAUUACGUCCAACGAAUUUUUAAACUGUUGAUAUUCCUUGAAAAUGCCAAAAGCAUCGAAGUACGGCAUUUCUUAUCUAAUAGACAAUCGUUCAAACGGAAAUUUGUUUAGGCACACGUAUAAUAUAUGUUAUACUAACAAAUAAAAAAAUGUAUAAAUAUAGCUAUUACGGUUGUGAUGCUAGUACUAAAUCUACUACAUUUAUACCAUUACUGCUUACGAUUAAAAAUUUUACCGGGAGCAUGAUUAUUAUUUAAUCAUGAUCCUGCUUGACAUCGUAAAAUACACAA